Molecule: messenger RNA, 1299 nt
Organism: Actinia tenebrosa (Australian red waratah sea anemone)
Lineage: Eukaryota; Metazoa; Cnidaria; Anthozoa; Actiniaria; Actiniidae
Product: histone-lysine N-methyltransferase, H3 lysine-36 specific-like
Source: RefSeq, a predicted model, not a curated record
AUGUCCUAUGAACGUGUGGGGGCUCAAGAUUUAUACCUACGUUACGGUGUAGGCCAGCAUACCGAGCGCGAACCUUUCUUCCAAGCUCCGGGCGUUGCUCCUCGAGCGCCCCGUACGACGUCUACGGCCGAACGGGCCGCCGAUCGCUUCCUGAUGAAUACGCCCGUCCUACCGCCCCUGUCGCCGUUGCCUCCUUCGCCCACGCACGACUACGAUGCGGACAUGCUGCAGUUGUUGGGCUCGCCGUUCAACUUGCCAGACGACAUGGUGAGCGUGUUGUCCAGCGACACGCCCUUGUCGACGGGAAGCGACCUGGCCCGGGCCAUGGACCCACCAUCCCCCGAACCGUCACCAGGUCCAUCUCCCGAGAGAUCCCCCGGUGUAUCGCCAACCUUUUCACCCUCGACGUCGCCUGCGGCAUCGCCUCCUUCGGAAGUGGCGAACUUGGCGGCAUGGACGCCAGACAGUGGAAGGAGAUUGACGUCGUUGCCGGACGCUACGUUGGAUCAGAUGAACAAGGAGGAAUUGCGCGAGUACGCCGAGGCCUUGAAAUCGUUGGCGGAGAAGUAUCCCCAGGUGAAGGACACUUUGACGCCCACCAUCAAGAACGUGAUGACGCGGGUGGACGGUCGAUGGCGAGGCAAUCGAAGCGAGAAGAGGAUGAACUUGGCCGAAGUGGAAGAGUACGUCAAGGAAUUGGAAGCCACCGAUCAAAGCAAGUUUGACGAAACGUCACAAAUGCGGAUUCGCUAUGCSCUGGAAAAAGCCCUGGCGCGACGAUUGCAGCUGCGUAAGGAAGCCGAACAAGACAGGAGGAGGAACGGCGGGGAUGACCCCGAAGGGGACGAUGGCGACGGUGGCGAUGGUGGUGGCGACGAUGACGAUGACGACGACGCUAAUGACGAUCAUGGGGAACGCUUCAAGAACGCGGAUCAAGAUACCGUGUCCAAAGCCUUGCGCAAAAAAUUAGGCAAAGGGGAUCAUCAAACCAUCGCCAAUACCACCACCGUGACCACGGUUCGUCGAGGCAAGCGGCCCGUAGUGGAACGCGAGCACACCAGCCAAACCUUCCCCGGUCCCGGCAGCGACAACGACGACGAUGAUGAUGAUGGCGGCGGAGGCGAUGACGCGACGAUUGAAGGCGGCGUACUGCGGCGCAAGCGAAAAUCGCGAGUGUCCAAAUCCAAACCUCGUCGCAAGAAACACAGUCAACGGGGAGGCAUCGUAGCCGAGGAAGGGUAUAAGACCCCUCACGAGUCCGUAUGCCUUGUUGGGGUCCGUGGGUCAUACGGUACGUAA